AUGCUUCGCCCUUUGGGGCGCCGGUCGUGGACGUGCGGCCAAUGUCUGCUGCAGCGCCGUGCAUUCGAGAGCGCCGCGUCGCAAGCUCCCCUAUCCCACGCCAACUACCCCCCGGCCGAUAAUAGUGCUCCCAAAAAGAGCGCUGAUGACGAUACAUUACGCCAGAUCUUCGAUUCCCAGUCGUUCUGGAAGAAUUUCUCCCAGCCUCAAAGUUCCACUAUACCAAAGCAGGCAGGCUUAGUUCAGAACCAGUAUUUGACAAGUCCAGAUGGAUUCAGGACGUUUGCACAUGCCUCGUUACAGAAAUGUCAGGCUAUUGUUGCAAAGGUCUUGCGGGCCUCCACUGUGGAUGAAUACCGGGCGUUGGCGCGCGAUCUGGAUAGACUGAGCGAUCUUCUGUGCCGGGUUAUUGACCUCUCGGAUUUUAUUCGAACAAUCCACCAUGACCCACAUAUACAGGAAGCCGCUACACAGGCUUAUGCCUUGAUGUUCGAGUAUAUGAAUGUUCUCAACACUACGACCGGUCUUCACGAUCAGCUGGUUCAGGCUUUUGCCAACCCGGAAGUGACGUCGCACUGGACGGUUGCGGAGAGAAUCGUGGCUGAGAUUCUGAUGAAAGACUUCAAGAACUCAGCGAUCCAUUUGCCACCCGGUGAGCGACAGCGCUUCGUUAACUUGUCAAACGAGAUCAGUCAAGUUGGCUCGGACUUUUUCAACGGCGCAGAGCCAGCCAGACCCCAGGUCACAUUUAAUGCGAAUAGUCUCCAGGGGCUGGACCCAAUGUUGAUAUCGCAAAUCAAGAAAUGGAACAAUAAGGCACCCGUGCCGACCAUGGGUAUUGUCCCACGGUUAGUGCUAAGAUCGGUACGUGAUGAACAGGUUCGAAAACAGGUCUAUCUUGCUUCUCGAACAUCGAGUUCGCGACAGAUUCAUCGUUUGGAGAUGCUCCUCAAGAAACGAGCGGAGUUGGCGCAGCUCUCGGGUUUCAAGAACUUUGCGGACAUGACCUUGAGUGACAAAAUGGCCAAGUCCCCUGAAUCUGUCUCGAACUUCUUGACAUCGCUCAUCUCGAGCAAUCGCGGGCCUGUCCAAGAGGAACUCCUCCAGUUACAACAAUUGAAACAGUGCAACUUGCAGCCUUGGGAUCAUGCCUUUUACGUGCACAAGCGGGUAUUAGAAUACUCGCAGUCAAGACGCUCUCGAGAGCUGAGCAUUGUGCCCGAGUUCUUCUCUCUCGGGACCGUGAUGCAAGGCCUUUCACGGCUUUUCGAUCGUCUGUAUGGCGUGCGCUUGGUGCCCCAAGAAACGGCCCCGGGAGAGACUUGGCACCCAGAUGUGCGUCGCUUGGAUGUGGUGGAUGAGGCUGGUAGGCACAUUGCCGUUGUAUACUGUGACCUGUUCAGUCGGCCCACGAAACAUCCUAACCCGGCCCAUUUCACUUUGCGCUGCGCGCGGGAGAUUUCAGCUGAAGAGAUUGCUGAGUGCGCCUCAAUGGAUCAAAAUGCUCAUCCGAAUGAUGGCAUGGCGACGGCGGUGGACCCGCAAACGAACACUUUGCGGCAGCUGCCAACGAUCGCUCUUGUUUGCGAUUUUCAAGAACCCAUGAACAAUGGCUCGGGGCGUCCGACGCUGUUGAGCGAGCAGAGUGUGCGCACUUUGUUCCACGAGAUGGGCCAUGCGGUUCACUCCAUUCUCGGCCAGACGCCUCUGCAGUCUAUCUCGGGCACCCGGUGUGCGACGGACUUUGCCGAGCUCCCUUCGGUCUUGAUGGAGAGCUUCGCAACAGCGCCAGAAGUUCUUGCUCUGUAUGCUCGCCACUGGAAGACCGGCGAGCCUCUGUCAGAGAGUAUGAUGCAGAGCAUGGAGCAGGAUCGGACAGCGCACGGCUCAAUCUAUGGUGCUGUGGAGAACGAGUCUCAAAUAUUGAUGGCUCUGGUUGACCAGGCUUAUCACUCUGUCCCUUACGAACAGGCUGUCAAUGGUAUUGAUACUACUGAGGUUUACCACCAAGUAUUCUCACACCAUUCGAGCUUGCCUGAACCAGAUGACAUCCGCCCCCGGACAUCCUGGCAGGGCUUCUUCGGACACUUAUACGGCUAUGGUGCUACCUACUACAGCUACAUUUUCGACCGGGCCAUAGCCAAUAAAAUCUGGCAGGACGUCUUCCUGUCUGGAAAGGCAUCAGUAGACCGUGCUGCGGGUGAACGCUAUAAAAAUGAGGUCCUCCGCUGGGGAGGUGGUCGAAAUGGCUGGCAAUGUGUUGCUGGCGUCCUGGGCGAAUCAAACCCUUCCAACGCCAAUGGUCGCCUCGUUGAAGGCGGCGACGAAGCUAUGCGUGAAGUUGGUCGGUGGGGCUUGGGUCGAGAGGGCAUUGCUGAGUAG
Molecule: messenger RNA, 2382 nt
Organism: Penicillium chermesinum
Lineage: Eukaryota; Fungi; Ascomycota; Eurotiomycetes; Eurotiales; Aspergillaceae
Product: mitochondrial intermediate peptidase
Exons: 1
Coding region: 1-2382 (793 amino acids)
Biological process (GO): peptide metabolic process
Cellular component (GO): mitochondrion
Molecular function (GO): metalloendopeptidase activity
Source: RefSeq, a predicted model, not a curated record